AUGGAGCGCUCCGAGAAGAUCCCUUUGGAGGACCGCCUCGCCUACAUCAAGAAGGAGGGACCCGUCGCCCUCCAGGCUGAGAAAGAGUGGUACAAGAACCGCGCUACUGAACUCAAGACCAACGAAAAGACUAUUGACACGGCUCUCGCCUUUCUCCGUAUUCCCAAGUACGCCUCGUCUGUCCCGACACUGCAGAUUCUUGACCAGUGGGCUGGCGACCUCACCAAGAAAAAGGAUGCGAUCACCCGUCUCAAGGCACUCCUUAACACCGCCCGUGCCGUCGGCAUAAAGAAGGUCCAGGAGGACAUUGCAGAGAGCCAGAAGCUAAUUGCCGAGCUCCCCAAAGCCGCUGAGGAGCUUGACCGCGACGGACUCAAUAUGUCCGACAACAUGCCCGCCGUCAUGCUGCAGCACAUGAUGCCACUCAUUAUGAACGCUGCAAUCUCGAAUACCAAGGAGAGGGAGCGCCAGCUGCCCAUCCAGAAGGAAAUGCUGCCCCUUUGUACUCGCCGCAUCAACUUCAUGAUGGACCUGGCCACGAAUCGCGAAGAGAUUAUCGACCGCAGCAUUGUCAAAGUUGAGAAGCUCCGCGCCUACCGCCUUGGAACGCAGUAA
Apiotrichum porosum is the source of this 615-nucleotide messenger RNA. RefSeq lists its product as uncharacterized. The coding region runs from base 1 to 615 and encodes 204 amino acids. The transcript is spliced from 2 exons. The record is from RefSeq and is a predicted model, not a curated record. NCBI's taxonomy places the organism in Eukaryota, Fungi, Basidiomycota, Tremellomycetes, Trichosporonales, Trichosporonaceae.